AUUAAAUCAAGUUAAAUGGCUCAAGCAGACAGAAAGGCAGUGGUAAAGAAUGCAGACAUGUCAGAGGAAAUGCAACAGGAUGCUAUCGAUUGUGCCAAUCAAGCAUUGGAGAAAUUCAACAUUGAAAAAGAUAUAGCUGUAAAUCUAAUGUUUAAGAAUGUAGGCAUUCAUCAAAAAGGAAUUCGAUAAAAAGUACAAUCCAACAUGGCAUUGCAUAGUUGGCAGAAACUUUGGAUCAUACGUUACACAUGAGACAAAGCACUUCAUUUAUUUUUAUAUGGGAUAAGUUGCAAUACUCUUAUUCAAAAGUGGAUGAUUUGUUUAGUAUAACAUAUAAAAAUAUAUACAUUU
This is a messenger RNA of Paramecium octaurelia, 351 nucleotides long. The record is from the annotation of a GenBank genome assembly. NCBI's taxonomy places the organism in Eukaryota, Ciliophora, Oligohymenophorea, Peniculida, Parameciidae.